AUGGCAGCCAAAGUCGUCAUGAACGCCACCAUCCCCCUUCACCCUUACCACCCGUUGGACGCCUCUUUGCCUGGGUAUGCCGAGAACAAACUUGAUGCGUUGGCCAUUUGCUCUGCGUUCGCCGCCGGCACAAUCACCAUUCUCGCGCCGACGUACAAGAUCAUCCGGCGGUCCAACCCGAGCCUCCCCAAUGGAGAGCUCGCGACGGCGUUGUGGUUUGUCCUUUGCGGCUUCAUCCACUUCUUCUUUGAAGGCUACUUCGCCUACAACCAACACCGCAUGCCAGCCAUGACGGACAUUUUCGGCGAGCUCUGGAAGGAAUACUCCAAAUCCGACUCGCGUUACCUGACGCAGGACUCCUUCCUCGUGCCCAUGGAGACCGUCACCGCCGUGUUCUGGGGUCCCAUGUCGUUCAUGUGCGCCUACUGCAUCGUCAACAACCACCCGCUGCGUCAUCCUCUGCAGAUGAUCAUCAGCCUCGGCCAGUUUUACGGGGACGUUUUGUAUUUUGGCACAUGCACGUUCCAGGAGAUCGUCAACAAGCUGGUGUACUGCCGGCCCGAGAGCUUCUACUUUUACGGAUACUACGUCUUUAUGAACGCCAUCUGGAUUGUCAUUCCGUUUUUCCUGCUCGUCAGGAGCGUGCUGGCAGUCAAGAGGGCGUUUGCCAAGGUUGCGGAGCUGGAGCGUGUGCCGUCCAAGAAGAACAUUUAA
Molecule: messenger RNA, 714 nt
Organism: Colletotrichum truncatum
Lineage: Eukaryota; Fungi; Ascomycota; Sordariomycetes; Glomerellales; Glomerellaceae
Product: 3-beta-hydroxysteroid-delta -isomerase
Biological process (GO): sterol biosynthetic process
Cellular component (GO): endoplasmic reticulum; membrane
Molecular function (GO): steroid Delta-isomerase activity; cholestenol delta-isomerase activity; C-8 sterol isomerase activity
Source: RefSeq, a predicted model, not a curated record